AUGCCUGGUGUGUGCGCGGGGCUCCGUGAUGACGAUGGCAAAAAUCCCGAAGUCCUGGAUUACCUAAAAGCAGAGAAUGCAUAUGGGAAGACUAUCUUAGAGGGCGUCAGCAAGCUGGAGAAGGACAUCCUGCGCGACAUGGACAGCCGCGUGCCGCGCGAAGAAAGCCAGCAAGGCCCCUUGUCGUACGGGCCGAACCUAAAGUCUUCGGAGCAAGUGGUGCUUGACGUCAAUAAGCUGUCCAAGGGCUUCAAGUACUGCGAUGUGGGAGCAGUCAAGCGAUGGUCCCUGGUGGCGGGUUUCACCACCUCCGGGCCUUAUGCUGUGCCACCCCGGCAUCAAUACACAACCCCUCUUCACACCCACAUCCAUACCCACCACAUACACACGCUCUUGCGCGAUGGCUUUGCGCAUGCGGACGGAAAACAUGGGCGUUACGUGGCGUUUUCGGUGGACACGGUGGGCAAUGAGGAGUACGAGAUUGUCGUACAGGAGAUUGGCAGUGGAAGGCGGGUGGCAUUCGCAGGCGCCGAAGAGCUGUCCUCUGUUGUGAAUUUUGGCGGAAUGCCCAACUGCGCGGCCUCCCUGGAGUGGAGUGCGGACAGCGCGGCCGUGUUCGCAUUGCUGCUGGGCUACUCAGCCCUGCUCGCACUGACGAUGCCGUUAGAGGGCCCGUCGGCUCCAGCUGUGGCGGUGCAGCCGCCUAGCCGAGGCGUGCCCAAGGGGGUCAGACUGUAUGGCAACGACCCGUGGGUCGUUGUGGCACCCGAGUCGGAUGCAUGUGACAUACUGCGCGCCGAUCACUUGUACGGCAACGGCGACGGCAAGGAGACGUUUGCCGUACUUAUGGAUACGGAUAAGUACCCUGAUGGUCACGUGUGUGCCGUGACGGCAGGCGACCUGAAACGCCGUACGGUGCUAGUCCCAGGCAAGAGCGGCUGUCAAGUGGUUGAUAUUGCCGUAUGUGGCGAAUGCGGAAGCAGCCUGAAGGGUGCUGACGCAGCUGGGGCCGGCGGCGCCGCCGCCAACGGUGCCGGCCACAGCGAUAGUGGUGCCGCCGCCAAGGGGGAUGUCAAAGGCGGUCGUUACCUUGUCGUACAUAUGCUGGAGGACAUGAGGGCCGAUGUGAAGGUGUACGACCUGUCAUCCGUACAGCAGUGGGUGGCGGUACGGGAGUCGGAUCGGGGCCGGCGGCAGCAGGAGCGACGGCGGGUGCAGCGUGCGGCGGCGGCCGCGGCGGCGGCUGUGGUGGAAAAGGACGUCGACGUUUCCGGCGAUGACGAAGAGGACGACGACGAUUACGAUGACGAGGCUGAGGAGGGAAAGGAGGAAGCACCUGCGGGUUUGCUUCCAUUGCUCUGGACCUUCUCCCCUGGCGAGGCCAUCUCCAGCCUGCACAUCGACCAUAACUGCUGGCCAGGCACCAUGCCGUACGUACGGGUGUCGUACAGCAACCUGACUACGCCCAUCACCACGGUGGACCUGGACCUAGCUGCGCAUCAGCAUUUCGUACGGGAGGUACGAACGUACGAUCGUGUAGGACUUGUGUAUGCCCCUGGAGACGCCUGGCCGCCAACCACCGGCCGGCCAUUGCCCUGCAUCGUCCAAGCAUACGGCGCGUACGGCAGGAAGCUGCUUCCCGAUUUCAUUCCCGGCGACUUGGCCAUCCUUGAUGGCGGCGGCGCCGCCUCCCCUGCCGCCGCCGCCGCCGCCGCUGAUGGCUGUGGGCUGUGCUUGAUGGUGAUUGCACACGCCCGCGGCGGCGGGGAGCUGGGAGCUCACUGGCAUCUGCAGGGCAAGAAACACAAUAAGAUCAACACGGCUGAGGACAUCGCGGCGGUGGUGCGGAUGUUGGUGGAGGGCGGCUACGUGCGACCAGAUGCGGUGGCGCUGUGGGGCCGGUCGGCAGGCGGCCUGGCCAUGGGGAUGACCCUGGAGCGCUGUCCGGCAGGAACCUUCCGUACUGCCGUCCUUGACGUACCUUUUCUGGACGUGCUUGGAUCCAUGAUGGACACUUCCUUGCCGUUGACGGUCAAAGAACAACCGGAGUGGGGCGACCCCGCGUCGUCGCAGGAGGACUACGAUUACAUCCUGUCGUACUCACCGUACGACAUGGUCGAGUCCCUCGCGAGCAAGACCCCCGCCGUAAUCGUCACGUGCAGUCUCAAUGACCCUCGAGUGCCGUACUGGGGCCCGGCUAAAUUUGUAGCGCGGCUGCGCGCCGCCAUGGCGGCGGAGGCGGCGGCCGCCGCUGGCGCUGGCGCCGCCGCUGCCGUCGGGCCGGUGCUGCUGCUGACGGAGCUCGACGCCGGCGGCCACUUCGCCGCGAGUGGCGCAAGCGGUCGUCUGGCGGAGCGGGCGAUGCGUGUGGCGUUCAUGCUGAGGGAGCUAAAGAAGGGAAUGGAUGCGACGGCGGUGCCGUUGACCCCAGCCGGCCAAGUCGGCCGCUGA
Volvox carteri f. nagariensis is the source of this 2451-nucleotide messenger RNA. RefSeq lists its product as uncharacterized. The coding region runs from base 1 to 2451 and encodes 816 amino acids. NCBI's taxonomy places the organism in Eukaryota, Viridiplantae, Chlorophyta, Chlorophyceae, Chlamydomonadales, Volvocaceae. Gene Ontology annotation, biological process: proteolysis. The record is from RefSeq and is a predicted model, not a curated record. The transcript is spliced from 13 exons. Gene Ontology annotation, molecular function: serine-type endopeptidase activity.